Beauveria bassiana ARSEF 2860 is the source of this 837-nucleotide messenger RNA. Its product is annotated as methyltransferase domain-containing protein. The record is from RefSeq and is a predicted model, not a curated record. NCBI's taxonomy places the organism in Eukaryota, Fungi, Ascomycota, Sordariomycetes, Hypocreales, Cordycipitaceae. Bases 1 to 837 code for a protein of 278 amino acids. The transcript has 3 exons.
AUGGGCCUCAAGGAGGACGUGGGCAACUUUGCCAUGGCCAUGAUUGGCCCAUGGAUCUUCAUCGGCAUGGCCGUGGCUCAUUUCCCGCAGGCCUUCAUGUCCAUCGUCUCCUCUGGGCAGUACUCCAAGCUCCUUUCCCCCUCCGAGUUCCUCGCCGUCGCCUUUGGCCAGUUCUGGGGCACCGUCGGCCCCGAAAUCAAGGAGGACUUUAAGCCCCGCGUCGUCCCCGUCCUCGAGGGCCGUGUCCGCGACGGCAAGAUUGUCCAAGAGCCCGUCAGCGAGCCCAUUUCCGGCGUCGUCAUGGAAGUCGGUGCGGGUAGCGGCAUGUGGACCGACGUCCUGGCCGGGUUCUCGGCCGUCGGCUCUUCCGACUCUGGCGCCGCCGACGGCCCCGCCUCCAAUCUGCGCAAACGAAAGACGGACGCUUCCGAUGGCGGCAUCACCAAGAUCUACGGUGUCGAACCUAAUGAAAUAUCUGCGGCGUCGCUUCGGAAGCGCGUCAAUGACCUUGGUCUCGAUGGCAUCUACGAGGUCGUUCCCGUCGGCAUCGAGGAGGAAAAAAACAUUCAAUAUCUUUACAAGCUUCUCAAGCCGGGUGGCCGCUGGUACAUUCAUGAGCACGUCAAGGUCACUCGCGGCGGUAUUCUGCUCAGCGCCUAUCAAGCCUAUGUUGGAUUCUUCCACGGUAUGGUCAUGGGUGGCUGUCAACUUCGCCGGUCAACCCUGCAGAACAUACUGGCUGCGGGGCCAUUCUCCGAGGUCAAUGUAGGCCAGCCAGCAGAUCAGGCCGGAUACGAGGUUAUUCCUUGGGUAAUGGGUGUUCUCAAGAAGAAAUGA